AUGAUAUUAGGAAUAGGAGUUGAUAUAGUACAUUUAUCACGAAUUGCAGCUAUCAUAUCUAGAAGAGGAAGAGAUAGAUUCGCAAGAAGAAUCCUUAGUCCAAUUGAAUGUAAAGAAUUUCAACUAAAUUGCUCAUCAUCGUCUUUUGAUGAUCAGAAACAAUUAACAUAUUUAAGCUCGAGAUGGUGUAUAAAAGAAGCGACAUAUAAAGCUUUAUAUCCCAUACAUAAGCUUGAAUGGAAACAAGUAACAAGUUUUAACCUCGAAAAUAAAGGUAAACCCGAAAUAGAUAUAGUGAAUAGUGAAAAAUAUGGAAUACAAAAAGCCCAUUUAUCUUUGUCGCAUGAUGGAGAAUAUGCUAUCUCUCAAGUUAUACUAGAAGGAAAGUCAAAAUAA
This is a messenger RNA of Cokeromyces recurvatus, 396 nucleotides long. Its product is annotated as 4'-phosphopantetheinyl transferase. Lineage: Eukaryota; Fungi; Mucoromycota; Mucoromycetes; Mucorales; Mucoraceae. Gene Ontology annotation, biological process: fatty acid biosynthetic process. The record is from RefSeq and is a predicted model, not a curated record. The transcript has 3 exons. Gene Ontology annotation, molecular function: magnesium ion binding; holo-[acyl-carrier-protein] synthase activity. The coding region runs from base 1 to 396 and encodes 131 amino acids.